This is a messenger RNA of Calliphora vicina (urban bluebottle blowfly), 3110 nucleotides long. It is a transcript of the gene spas, whose product is annotated as spastin. Gene Ontology annotation, cellular component: microtubule cytoskeleton. NCBI's taxonomy places the organism in Eukaryota, Metazoa, Arthropoda, Insecta, Diptera, Calliphoridae. The transcript has 6 exons. Bases 275 to 2641 code for a protein of 788 amino acids. Gene Ontology annotation, molecular function: ATP hydrolysis activity; ATP binding; microtubule severing ATPase activity. The record is from RefSeq and is a predicted model, not a curated record.
AUUAUGCUUAUAAAUUAAUAAACUGUUGCAAAAGGAAAUUAGUGAUAUAUAUUUUAUGAAAUUACUGAAUCUAGUAAUAUUAAUGUCGAGUGAUCAAGAAAAUAAAUAAAAAACAGAGUGAAACUUAAUGUAAGGUAGGAGGGUGAAAAGACAACUUUUGUGUCUCCAAACAAGUAACUAUUUGAGCUGAUAUUUUGAAAACAUUCAAGGGGGUUUUCAAUUGAAAACAACCCCCUUUAAAAAAAACAGUAAAGUUUCCCCCUUAAAUAAUCCGAUGGUGCGUAACAAAACCCAAUCAUCUUCAUCGUCUUCAUCAUCGGGCAAUGCCAGUAAUAGUAGCAGCACCAAAUCACCCAUACGACAAAAUACUCAUCGUAAAUCGUCCAGUACUUGUAGUGUAGCUUUAAUAGAUGAUGUCAAACCCUCCACAUCCUCUGCCCGUCGUUCAACCAACUCAUCGCCAGAUGAUGACACUGAUGAUUAUGACACUACACCCGUAACCCAAAGAUCAGCCUUUGGUUCGGUACAUAAACAAAACCUCUACGUUGUUUCAUUUCCCAUUAUAUUCCUCUUCAACAUACUACGUACGCUAAUCUAUCAGCUGUUUUGUAUAUUUCGUUAUUUGUACGGAACCAGCACCAAAGUCAUUUAUCGUCCACACAAACGCGAAUGUAAUAUAGAAAUUGUUGUUGGUUCUUCCUCAUCAUCGGGUACAACACAAAAUUCUACUCUAACAACUGUAACAUCGAAGGAUAGACAUCAGCAGCUUGAGCAGGCGCACAACUCUACUUCGACUGCAAUUGCUCCAUAUCCACUUAUUGGUUCUCAGCGCAUACGUCCACAACAGCAAUUAGAAAUGUUUAACAGAAAUAAUGCCAUAGCAUCAGGACCCGGUCCCGGCGAUCCACUGCUGGCCAAACAAAAGCAUCAUCAUCGUCGGGCUUUUGAAUAUAUUUCAAAGGCCUUGAAAAUUGAUGAAGAAAAUGAAGGUCAUAAGGAACUUGCAAUCGAAUUGUAUCGUAAAGGAAUUAAAGAAUUGGAAGAUGGCAUUGCUGUUGACUGCUGGAGUGGCCGGGGCGAAGUUUGGGAACGUGCCCAACGUUUACAUGACAAAAUGCAAACAAAUCUCUCUAUGGCAAGAGAUCGUUUACAUUUUCUAGAGUUGCGUGACGAACAAUUACGUUUGGAACAACUUCAUCUAAAAGAAGAGAAAGAGCAAAAGGCAAAGCCAAGUGGAAAUCGGUCCAAUUUAAAAUAUAGAAAAUCUACUAUACCUUCUUCGUCUUCAGCAAAGACACCAUCGGCGUCAAAUAUACAAAUUGUGCAACCCAUGCAAUUAGAUUCUAAUAGUAGUCCAACUACAAUACCAAUGGUUCGUACAAAUAAUACCACUAAGUUACGCAGCAUAGCUGCACAUAAUAUAAGAAAUAAUUAUACAAAUACAACUGCUACCUCCUCACCUAGUACAGCUUCGGGUCGCAAACUUACUGUUAGCUCUAAACGUCCCGGCAAUUUGGCAGUUGCAAAUAAAUCCCAGACAUUACCACGUAAUCUGGGAUCGAAAAAUACUAUUGCUGGUGUACCACGUCAACCCAUUAAAACUGCAGCAACGCCUCCCGCUGUUCGUAGGCAAUUUUCGUCCGGACGUAAUACACCUCCACAACGUUCACGUACUCCUAUCAGCGGUAUUGGCAGCGGACAAUCAAAUAGUGGAUCCAAUACUCCCAGUGUUAGUGUGAAAGGUGUUGAACAGAAAUUAGUUCAAAUAAUACUCGAUGAAAUUGUCGAGGGUGGCGCAAAAGUGGAAUGGAGUGAUAUAGCUGGUCAAGAGGUAGCCAAACAGGCAUUACAAGAAAUGGUUAUACUACCAGCCGUAAGGCCAGAGUUAUUUACAGGUUUGCGUGCUCCUGCUAAAGGUCUUUUACUUUUCGGUCCGCCAGGAAAUGGCAAAACUUUACUUGCACGCGCAGUAGCUACCGAAUGUAGUGCUACAUUCCUAAACAUUUCGGCAGCUUCCCUAACUAGCAAAUACGUGGGUGAUGGUGAGAAAUUAGUGAGAGCCCUAUUUGCGGUGGCCAGAGAAAUGCAACCCUCUAUAAUAUUUAUCGAUGAAGUCGAUUCUUUACUCUCCGAACGCAGCAGUAAUGAACAUGAGGCUUCUAGACGUUUAAAAACGGAAUUUCUUGUCGAAUUUGAUGGGCUACCAGGUAAUCCCGAUGGUGAUCGUAUUGUGGUUUUAGCAGCCACUAAUCGUCCUCAGGAAUUGGAUGAGGCUGCCCUAAGACGUUUCACAAAACGUGUAUAUGUGGCAUUGCCCGAUAUAGAGACUCGAGAAUUGUUAUUACGUCGUUUAUUACAAAAACAAGGCAGUCCACUUGAUACGGAUGCCCUGAAACGUCUGGCUAAGCUUACCGAAGGCUAUUCCGGUUCAGAUUUAACAGCUUUGGCUAAAGAUGCAGCCCUGGAGCCAAUACGCGAAUUGGAUGUUGAGCAGGUUAAAUGUUUGGACAUAAGUGCUAUGCGUCCCAUAACGGAAAAUGAUUUUCAUAAUUCCCUAAAACGAAUACGUCGUUCAGUGGCUCCACAGAGUUUAACAUCUUAUGAAAAAUGGUCUCAAGAAUAUGGUGAUAUUACCAUAUAAAGUAGAAAACUUUAUUUGGCCACUCACAUCGAUACCGACACACACACACACAUCACUUAAAUACCCUACACUAAUACAUACACAAACAACAUGAAAUACUCCACCACUAUAAACUACACGUUUUUAGGAUAUUUAAAUGCAUAUGUUCAAUAACUAUAUGAUUUUAUUCCUUACAUUUAUCUAAUCUAUCACCACUACAGCAAAAUCCGUACAUAGUUCUAAACCUACCCCAAAAUGCAUAAAACAUCCUGCUCAUAUUUAAUUUCGACAAGCACAAAGAGAGCGAGUGAUAUUGUAUGGCAGUUGCAUUCUAAGGAGUUUAUUUAUAUGUGAGUGUAUCCCAAUUUUUUUAUAUUUUAUUCUUUAUAUAAUUUAGUUUUAUUUUUAAUUUUGUUGUCUCUUCGUUUUUCUGUAAAAAAAACUCAUCAUUGAUUUCAAUAGUCUUAUUAAAUUUUCUUAUCUUAUUAAA